Dermacentor silvarum is the source of this 661-nucleotide messenger RNA. RefSeq names its product ctenidin-3-like. The record is from RefSeq and is a predicted model, not a curated record. The transcript is spliced from 2 exons. NCBI's taxonomy places the organism in Eukaryota, Metazoa, Arthropoda, Arachnida, Ixodida, Ixodidae. Bases 48 to 569 code for a protein of 173 amino acids.
AUGUCUUCUGCAUCUUCACAAGACUUCUACAGUCCAAGACCGUGACCAUGGCCCGCCUCUUUGUUGCCUGCGUACUCGCCGUGUCCGUGGCCUCCGUGGCCUCCUUCCAGCAGAGUGUGCAGUGGGGAGGAAUGGGAGGAGGCUUUGGCCCAAGCAGUGGUGGCUUCGGCAGUGGUGGUGGCUUCGGCAGUGGCGGCUUUGGCAGUGGCGGCUUUGGCAGUGGCGGCCUCGGCAGUGGUGGCUACGGUUCCGGCUCCGGCAGUGGUGGCUACGGUUCCGGCUCUGGCAGUGGCAGCUUCGGCAGUGGCGGCUACGGUUCCGGCUUUGGCAGUGGCGGCUCUGGCAGUAGCGGCUUCGGCAGUGUCGGCGGCGGCCUCGGCUCACAGGGCUACGGAAGCAGUGGAUUAUACGGAUCAUCAUCAGGACCCUCUUUCAGUGGACUUGGAGGGGGUUCCGGCGGCAUGGGUGGCGGCAUGGGUGGCGGUAUGGGUGGCGGUAUGGGAGGCGGUAUGGGUGGCGGCUAUGGAGGUUUGGGCGGCCAGAACCAGCAACAGCGAUCUGUCUGGUGAACACCGUGAAGAAAAAGAAGAAGAGAAACACGGCCGAGACGCCUACUGCGGCAUAAUAAAGCAACUUUGGCCUCAGGCCGAGAGAAGUGCAA